Ahaetulla prasina is the source of this 6424-nucleotide messenger RNA. RefSeq names its product DEP domain containing 1B (gene DEPDC1B). The transcript has 11 exons. Lineage: Eukaryota; Metazoa; Chordata; Lepidosauria; Squamata; Colubridae. The coding region runs from base 451 to 2034 and encodes 527 amino acids. Gene Ontology annotation, biological process: intracellular signal transduction; positive regulation of Wnt signaling pathway. The record is from RefSeq and is a predicted model, not a curated record.
AGGCCACCGAAACGGGGGCGAGCAACGUCACCUGCUUGCAAUAUACAAUAUACAAAGCGGACACCGCCGAACAAAAAAAAAGCAUCGCCUGAAAUUAUCCGCCCCAACCUCUUAAGCUCGCUACCGCCCAGCGAUUGGUGACGGAAAAAAGGAACUGAUUGGGCGUUGACGGUAAAAACGCCCCUCUGACGUUUCUGGCCAAUCACCCGCUUAUCAGGGGCAAAGAGCGAACGCAGGUUGAUUUUUUUUCUUUUUCUUUUUUUAUGAACGGAGCGCUUCUAAAAGGAUUUCCUCCAAUCGGCUAACUCUGAAGUAUCAUGUGACUUGGAUUUGGCCCAAUCAGAACGCGGUAGCCUCCGAUUCAAACUUUCCUUCGAGGGUUCUACCUAUGCUGUGUCCUUCGGUCGCCGUGGAGACGGACCGCGGAGUUUUGUAUUUUCGAGGCGACCGAUGGAGCCUCGACUCGUGGGUCCCGGGCCCUACCGAGCAACUCGGCUGUGGAAUGAGACUGUUGAGCUCUUUCGAAAUGGAAUGCCAUUACGGAAACAUCGUUUUCACUUCAAAAGCUACGAAGGUUGCUUCACAGCUUCUGAGGCUGUAGAGUGGUUACACAAACUGCUGAGACGCAACCAAAACUUUAGCCCAGAAGUAACUCGUGCUCAAACAGUUCAGCUUCUCAGAAAGUUCCUGAAGAAUCACGUUAUUGAAGAUAUCAAAGGAAGAUGGGGCAAAGAUGAUUUUGAGGAUAAUGGUAAAUUAUAUAGGUUUCCUCCUUUCUCACCAUUAAAACCAUACCCUAAACGAUCUCCUUACCGAAAAGAAAUUGUGAAAUUUCCAAACUGGGACUUUGAAAAAAUUACUUUCCAAGAGCACAUCCCAGUGAAACCUAUCACAUUGAAUUCUGAAAUGUGGUUCAAACGUCACAGCAUAGCAAUUGGAGAAGUACCAGCAUGCAAACUCAUCCAUCGUCGACAAUUAAAAGAGGCAAAUGUAGAAGACAUAUGGAAGUCCAGGACUUUAUCAUACUUGCAAAAAACUUUAGGUUUGGAUUCUCUGAAUGAUAUUUUGGACACUAAACUUGUAAAUCCAAAGGAUAUCAUUCAGAAUGUGUACAGUGUAAACAAACAAGGGACUGUCAUUUUAGAAGAUAAAUCAAAAGAGGUUCCUCACUGGGUUUUAUCAGCAAUGAAAUGCUUAGCGAACUGGCCCAGAUUUCCAGAUCUGAAACAACCCACCUACUCAGGUUUUGAAAGAGAUGUCUUUAGAACCAUAGCAGAUUAUUAUGCACACAUGAAGGAGCCUCUUCUCACUUUCCAGUUCUUUGAUGUUUUUGUCAGUGUGCUGGGAAUCUUGCAGAAAAAGAAGCUAGCUACUGAAGCCUUGCAGAUUUGUUGUCUUCUUCUGCCACCAGCAAAUCGGCGAAAGCUACAGUUGUUGAUGAUGCUGAUGGCUAAGAUCCAGUCAAAUAAAGAUCUUCCACCUCUUUCAGACACACUUGGAACAAGAGCAAUGAUGGUUCAAACCUUUUCUCACUGCAUUCUUUGCUCCAAGGAGGAAGUAGACUUGGAUGAACUGUUAGCAGCUAAAUUGGUAUCGUUCAUGAUGGACAAUUAUCAUGAGAUCUUAAAUGUUCCUUCAGCCUUAAAAACUGCAGUUGAAGAACAUAUAGCACAUCUCCAAAGAGUCCAGAUAAAAUAUCCAGAAUCGGAUAUAGAUGCUAUUUUGCCGGUGCCAUCAUUUGGUCAUCAAAUCAGCACUGAUGAGUUUGAACACCAAAAAACAAAUUGUCAUCAGGGGCCACUGGCAAAUUUGUUGGAAGAAAUCACAUUGAAUAUGGAAAUGUCCAUCAAAGAAAAAAAGAAAAGGUUGAAACAGUUUCAGAAAUCUUAUCCUGAUGUAUAUAAGGAACGUUUUCCUACUCCUGAAAGUGAAGCAGUUCUUUUUCCAGAAAAAAGUAAACAGAAACCACUGUUGACAUGGGCAUUUAAAAGGCCUUUCCAGCCAUUUCAAAGAACAAGAAGCUUACGCAUGUAAGACUGAAUAAGCUGAAUGUCUAUAAUGAUCAAAAUUAAACCUUUGGAGCAUCUGGAAUUUCAUGUAGGUUCUGAAACACGUUUAACAAAGAAGAAAGUCAAGGCGGAACACUGCUAAGCUGAGCCAUUAUCACUAUUUGGGGGGAAAUCCCUUGGUGGUUUUUCAUUUUGUUUAUUUGUUUAAGUAGAGGUUGGGAAAUAAUGAACAGGUUCAGCUGAUCGCAUCCUAGCAUGUGAGAGACUAAACCGAAAGCAAAAGAGUUCUUUUGCUUACACCUGUAGCCUCAUUGUGCAAGUUGCAGUUAAACCAAGAAGUCUCUGAAAAUCUUUGUUUCCAGUAUCGUCCAAACUGAUAUUAUUAAAAUAAUAUCAAAAACACUGGAGGUUUUCUAGUAUUAUCCUAGUGGUUGGGCAAUUGUGAUGGGUAAAACAUGUUGUUAUGGCUUGCUGAGUAAACUAUAUUUAAAACAAAUAUUAGUUUAGAGGAAUUUGUAAACCCAGUAGCCAUCUCUAGAGAGAAGAUAAAUAGUAAUUUUCUAUUCUUCCUGUUGAGGUCUGAAGUUACCUUGAGAUCCUGAGCAGUUGUAGAGAGGCACAGAACCUGGGCUGAGUUCACUGAAUGGGCUCUGCUCAGCAAACCUCCCUUACAGAUAGUCCUUGAUAUACGACAACAAUUAAACCCAAAAUUUCUGUUGCUAAACAAGAUAGUUAUUAAGUAUGCUUUGCCCCGUUUUACGACCUUUCUUGCCAGCUGUUAAAUGAAUCAUUGCAGUUAUUAAAUUAGUAGCACGGUUGUUAAAUGAAUCUGGCUUCCUCAUUGAGUUUGUUUCUCAGAGGGGCGUAAAAGGUGACGCUGGGACACUGUCAUAAACACAUGCCCAUUGUCAAACCUCUCAAUUUUGAUCACGUGAGCAUACCUGCAAUUAACUAUGUGGAAUACAGUGUGUCGUCCUAAUAAUAGAACUGUUCAAAUUAACUAACCAAUCCUGCUUUAAUGAGGCCUGCACAGCAAUACAGAAGUUUCUGAAAGCUGCUGAAAGCUUUAGUGCUGUGCAAACCACAUUAAAGCAGCAAAAUGCAUCACUUGGCCACAUGGUGCUAUUCUGGAAGUGGCAGCAAUACCAAAAUACAAUUGAGCCGCUGGAAGCAUGGCAGCUGCUUCCAGAAUCAUGCCAUGCAGCCGUGCAAUGAAGCAAUUCAGUCCAGCCCUCUGGAAGGCCUCGGAGUUCUUCAAAAGGUAAGUGAGGAGAAGGGUGUUUGGUCUAGUAGGAUGGGAAUCAGGCUUCAGGCCUGGGGAGACCUGGUGGAAAUGGGAGAAGGCCUGUGGGGACCCAAAGGGCAGGAAACAGAGUAUGAGACAUUUCAGAUGAUGGGAGAGCCAGGACAAGCACGGCUGGGCCUGCUUGUGUUCUGCUAGGCCUCCCAACAGCCUCCCCCAACCCUGAGGCACCCCUUGUUCACUUAUGACAUGUACAUUCAUUUAAUGAUUCAUUGGGAGAGCUGCGAAAAGAGAGUCAUUAGUUGAGUUCUUCAUGUAAUGACCAUUGCAACAUGCGACUGUAUUUUUAUUUUAUUUCAUUCAUAUCUCAAGGACUACCUGUACUUCAAGAGGAAUCAUUGAUUUGCAUAUUUUAUAAAGUCAACAAUUAUGACUUAGUCAGUGAGCCAUUCUUGUACCAGUCAUGGCCAAAUCAGGCUUGCAAUCUCACUCAUUUCCUGCAAGACUCCUGUUAUUUACACACACACACACACACACACACACACACACACACACACCAUUUUAACAUUUUCUAUCCCUGUCUCAAAAGAAGGUAGUGACACGGACUGAGGCUUGAAGAUUUCAUCUCUCUUUUUCAAUCUAUUUCCUAAAUGAUCCAAGUACGAUCAAAGAGAUUUAGAUGUUUAUAGCUUGCCUUUCUCAUGCUUGAAUGAAUCUAAUAGUAUUUGAGUUUACUCAGCACACAAGAUGGUUAUUUUAUUAGUUCCUUAUGAAUCUUAAACCAAUUUUCAUGUUUUUAAAGUUUUCAAUAUUUUCCACUGUAUAAUUUUCCAAUUUGGACAAAAUGAACCUAAAUGGUUAAUUAGAGACUUCAAGAUUUAAUUGCUGCUUGCAUUUUUGUUUAUUAACUUAAGAUGUGAUUGUCUAAUGCAGUCCAUAGGGUAACAAUUACUACUGUGCCUGUUAUGGGAGGAUCUGAAAAGAAUUUUUCAUGAAAUAACAAAUUGCACUUGUAGGCAGCACUGAAUUUUUUAGAAAAGGGAAAAAUGUUUUAUUUGCUUGAAUGAACCUAAAACACUGGAUCUUGUUCUGCUGACUAGGUAAAACUUUAUACUGUUGGUCUUAACAAGCAACAAAAUGGAUAUAUUCUUACAUCCCUGAGGAAGAAUUUCAGAAAAAAAGUUUGGAGAAUGAAGCCUUUUAAGACAUUACCUGUGUGAUAUUUCUGACACAAUACCAGACUGACUCAUGGGAAGCAAUCUGGCUGUAUCUAAAGGGCAGAAACAAGAAGUCUACUAAUCAUGUUGCACAUCCUUGCAAAAUGCGUAUAUGGUUCAUACUAUAUAUGCUUUACUCAAGAGAUAUUAUUUUACACAAUAGUUAUUUAAUGUUGGGGAUAAGUUUUGAAAUGGGAAAUAAUAGUCUACUUGAAAAUAGUCUUUUAUAGAUCUUAAAGGGAUUUCUGCUAGUUAUGUGCCCUUGUUGAGCUGAGCUAGGACAUCUUAAUUGUGCUUCUCUUAAUAUGAUUACCCCCUUAAGUUUAUAAGACUCUCUUUCUGUAAUAUUAAAAUCUCUUCUCCACAGCAAUUUUUGAAUGAACUGUGGGAACAUAGACUCAAGGCUUUGGAGAAUGAUGGAUGCAUAGGUUUUACAUCUUUGCCAUGAUAGCACCUAAAAAGCCAUCAUAUCUCCAAACCAGGGAGUGCGGUGGCUCCAGAGGUUAGGACACUGGACUAAUGAGCAUUCAUUAGUCAGCAACAGUCUCUCAUUCAAGAUCCUGUUGCUGCCGCAGGAUGGGGUGAACUCCCAUCAAACGCUUCAGCUCCUGCUGUCCCAGCAAUUUGAAAGCAGGCAACUGUGAGUAGAUAAAUGGGUACCACUUUGGCGGGCAACUUAAUGAAGACAUGAAAGGAGCCCCCAAUUGGGCAUCCCCCAUGCAGUGGUCAAUCAUUUCAACCCAGAAGCACUUCAGUGCUCCCAACAUGACUAAUAGUAUCUCCAAACCCAUUUGUGUCAAUCUUCUUUUGUCAUCACAGAAUAAUCCAGAAAUGAAGAAGAAAAUCUUUUACCGAGUGAACAAAAUACUGGGGCAUUUGCUUAGGCAGAAGUAUAAAUCUCAUAACCAAAGUGGUUGUCCCACUCAUUGCACCAGAUUCAGAGUUUGCCAAAUUCUGUAAUUUAGAAUUGCAGGACCUGCAUUUAUACUGCUGCUCAGUUCUAGUAAGUCAAAAUUUAAAACAAUGGUUCUUAAUAAUAUGCCCUCCCGAUUUUUUGACUUUGAAUUGUUGAUUUAGUUUGUAAAAAGUGCAGUUGUGUAUGCACAAAAGAAGCAGAUAUGUUCAAAGGCAUCAAAUUCAAUUUAACAUUGGAGUUGAAGUUUUGAUUUGAAAAGAGGAGUUGACUCAAUUGCCUUCAUAAUGAAUCUCUGAAUCACCGAUUCAUUCAGCUUUGCAUGGUUUUAAAAACAAAGAGUUGCCCAUGCAACCACAGGGGAAACUGGAAAUUUGUGCCCUGUUCAUCUGCAUGAUGUAUCCCCACCCCUUCAUUCUAUCAACCAUCUGCUGACUUUGCUGGAAAAUGUUAAGUAUGGUUGCCAUCCAUUCAAAGGUUGCCCUCCAUUUCCCCCCAUAUUCCAAAUGUGGAUAGAUAUGUGUAAAAGUAAGCAUAAUUUAAGAAAAGUUCAUAACAAAAGACAAGGAUUGAAUUGUCAUAUGAACUUCACUGUUGCACAAUGAUAGACAAGCUAAGUACGUAUGUGUCCUCCAAUCUACUGUAUCCCUAAAGAAUUUCCAAAAAUAAAAUAUUGUUUUUAAGAUCUUUGCUUUAAGUUUUUUUAUUGAGUAUUACCAUAAGCUGUAACUUCCUUACUGUGGUAAGGGAAAAUGCCUUGCUAAAGCUCAUUGCUAUGGUUCGCUCAUCUAAACGAAGUGUAAUAUGAUUCAAGAAACAGACAUACAGUAUUCAUAGGGGAACGUUCACAAACCAAUUCAUUUGAAUUCAGGAAAAUUUUCCAAGUAAAUAUUCUUAUGACUUGAGUUACAAAGGAGAUGUAAGAAUCAACUAGUUCUAUUUUUAUAGUAUAAGAAAUAGUUUUACUGCUUUUAGCAUAGCAGUAAUUUAUUGAAAUUUUUAAAAAACUAUUAAAAAAAGUUAUCUUAUAUAGUCAUUUUAA